This is a messenger RNA of Sorghum bicolor (sorghum), 1076 nucleotides long. Its product is annotated as classical arabinogalactan protein 4. The record is from RefSeq and is a predicted model, not a curated record. NCBI's taxonomy places the organism in Eukaryota, Viridiplantae, Streptophyta, Magnoliopsida, Poales, Poaceae. The coding region runs from base 287 to 943 and encodes 218 amino acids. The transcript is spliced from 2 exons.
UUCUCCCGUCAGUUCACCGAUAAACCCUGGAAAAGAACACCGGGUCGCAUUCGCAGCCUGCAAACCGAUCCAAGCUCAGACACCCGUACCAAAGCGAGUUAGAUAGACCGACCCAUCCACCUGGGAUGAGACAGUGAGGCACACAAAUCUUUUGCCCCAUACCCACACAAAGCCCCCAUUUUUUUCCCAACAGCCUGCGGUAUAAACCACCGUCGCCUACUACUGGCCCCUCUGUCCUCGCCGAAACCCCACCGUCAAUCCCAGUCAUCAUCAUUCAUCGGCCACCAUGGCCCGGCGGUGUCUCCGGGUGACUCUCGCCCUCGUCGUCGCCGUCAUCACGGCGACGGCGACGACACUGUCCUCGGCCCAGCAGACGGCGGCGGUGGCGUUACCGACCUUGCCCAGCUGCCCGCCGGCGCCACUCAGCCUGUCCCCGUGCAUCGGCUACGUCUUCGGCGUCGGCUCGGCGACGCUCGCCUCCUGCUGCUCCCAGCUCCGGGGCUUCCUCCAUGCCCAGGCGCCGUGCCUCUGCGCCGCCUCCAAGCUCGCGCCCAGCCCCAUCGGGCUCUUCCUCGGCCAGGCGCAGGCCAUGAUCCCCAACGUCUGCGACCUGCCCAACCCAUGCGAUGAAGCCGCCGCCGGCGAGGGCUCCACGCCGCCGGUGGCAGGCACAUCGCCUCCAUCUGCAACGACGACUCCGGCAGCCACCACACCGGCAACUGAACCGUCGUCGGGCACGCCGGCUGCUGCUGAUCCAGGCACGUCAGGAGCACCGCCGGCACCCAUAGAAGAUGCUUCUGCCACUGCAAUGGCGCCGGCAGGCACUGGAUCGAAGCUCCCGGAACUGCUGCAUGCAGCGGGCGCGACGCGCUCCACAGACAUGGCUGCAGGCACUGUAUUCGUCGCUGUGCUUCUUGCUUCGGUUGCAGCCAUGUAUGUGUAACUGUAGUCUGCUAAGCUGUCAUUAGAACACCAAAUGCGCUGAUUGUAACAUUAUAUAUAAGCUGAAACUGCACCCUACUGUUGUGCAGCUACAAUAAAAAACGUUUCCAUUGUACAGAAUGUACAAAAGCAAA